AAAGAAGAUAAGAAGAUGCUUAAACAUUUGACCUUUUUUUUCGUUUCUGUAUUUUACAGCUAAAUUCAUUAUAAAUGCGGGCAGGAAUUGGAAGAAGCAGCAGAGCCAGAAACUAGUUGUAAAAUGACGGUACCAAUGUCUGUUGCAUUCGUUCUCUCAGUCCUUUUGCUCUUAGUAUCAUGCACAACUUCAGAUCCACUUCUCACCAACUUCCUCCAAUGCCUUCCGAAACAACAUCAAAACUUCACUUACCCAAUCUUUGAAACCAUUUACACCCAUAAAAAUACCUCAUUUCAAUCUGUUUUAUUGGGAUACAUUCGGAACAGCCGAUAUUCGACCCUUACGACUGCGAAACCUUUGGCUAUCGUAGCCGCCAAGCACAAAUCCCAUGUCCAAGCAACCGUGAUUUGCGCAAAAGAACACGGGCUGCAAAUUAGGAUACGAAGUGGGGGACAUGACUACGAGGGUCUAUCGUACGUAUCUGAUGUUCCCUUUGUCAUUCUUGACAUGUUUAAUCUUCGAGCGAUUGAUAUUAAUGUGGUGGAUGAGAGCGCCUGGGUUCAGGCUGGGGCAACUUUAGGUGAACUUUAUUAUGAAAUUGCAAACAAAAGCAACGUUCAUGGGUUUCCAGCAGGGGUGUGUCCAACAGUUGGUAUUGGCGGUCACUUUAGUGGCGGUGGGUACGGGCCAAUGAUGAGAAAAUAUGGCCUUACCGUUGAUAACAUAGAAGAUGCUCAACUAGUUGAUGUGAAGGGGAGGAUUCUUGAUAGAAGUCCUAUGGGAGAAGAUCUUUUUUGGGCCAUUAAAGGAGGUGGAGCAAGCUUUGGUGUCAUUUUGUCAUGGAAAAUCAAGCUACUUCCAGUUCCAGACAAAGUCACUGUGUUCAAUGUUAAAAGGACUCCAGAACAAGAUGCUAUAAAUGUCAUUUAUCGAUGGCAAUACGUAGCACCUAAGCUACCUGAAGAUAUCUUCAUCAGAGCAAUUACGCGUCUCAAGAAUAAUAGAGGCAAGAAGAGCGUGGAAGUAUCGUUCUUUGGUCUCUUUCUUGGACAAAGGGACAAGCUUGUCUCAUUGAUAAAUGAGAGUUUUUCUGAACUUGGUUUGCAGCGGCAAGAUUGUUUCGAAAUGAGUUGGGUAGAAUCUACUGUGUUUUGGGCUGACCAUCCAUUCGGAACUCCCAUAAGUGUUUUACGUAGUAGGCCACAAGGUCCACCCAAUUUCUUCAAAAGUAAGUCUGACUAUGUGAAAGAACCAAUUCCAAAAGAGGGAAUAGAAUCCAUAUGGAAGGCGAUGAUUAAGAUGGACAAAGUGUUGAUGCAAUGGAACCCGUACGGUGGAAGAAUGGCGAAAAUUCCUGAGUCGGAAACUCCAUUUCCUCACAGAGCUGGAAACCUGUUUAAGAUUCAGUACGUGACGUAUUGGGUGGAAGAAAGCUCUGUGACUUCCAAAAUACACCUUAAGUUCUUAAGAAAAUUGUAUGAAGGAAUGACUCCAUAUGUCUCCAAGAGUCCAAGAGAGGCCUUCCAAAACUACAGGGAUCUCGACAUUGGCGCAAAUCUACACAACAAAACUGAAUUUGGAAGUGCUAGAGUUUAUGGAAGCAAGUAUUUCAAAGGUAAUUUUGAUAGAUUGGUUCGUGUGAAAACCAUGGUUGAUCCUCAAAACUUUUUCAAGAAUGAACAAAGUAUCCCACCUCUGCAAAGAGAGACACAAUGACUGCA
Pyrus x bretschneideri (Chinese white pear) is the source of this 1721-nucleotide messenger RNA. Its product is annotated as berberine bridge enzyme-like 7. NCBI's taxonomy places the organism in Eukaryota, Viridiplantae, Streptophyta, Magnoliopsida, Rosales, Rosaceae. Gene Ontology annotation, molecular function: oxidoreductase activity; FAD binding. The record is from RefSeq and is a predicted model, not a curated record.